AUGCAAUUGAAAAAAAAAAUCUCCAAACAAAUAAAAAAAACAAUUGAUUUACUAAAUAUAUAUGAUUUAUAUCAUCAAAAUGUUGAUAUAACAAGUACAAAUGAUCGACAAAAUGUUAUUGAAGUUUUAUCAAAAUAUAGAAAACAAUUUGAUAAGAGUCGAAAAAAAGAUCAAUUGAAGGGGAAAAUUAAUUAUAAAUCUACAAAUAAAAGACCAAAAAACGAAUUAACCAAAAACAAUGAAUUGAAAAAAUCCAAAAAAUUAGAUCCGUCUAAUGAAAAUCAACAAGAAAUUGAUCAAGACAAUGUGAAAUCAUUUGAAGAAUUAUCAAACGUUACACCAGCUCAAAUGUUUUAUAGUCAAUCUUUAAAUCAACAACCACCAUUAAAUACACCACCAACUUAUCAUUUUCAACAACAUUAUCAAAUGACAUCAUUACCACCACAAAGAUAUGCACCACCACCACAUCCUCAACCAGUUUAUCAUACUUAUCCAACAUAUAAUAAUACACCAAACAAUUUCCCCUUCUCACCUGUACCAAGUUCACAUUCAAGUCAAAAUGAAGCAAAUGAGGAACAUCAAACAUCACAAAGAUCUUUAGAAGAAGAAUCUUCAAGUUCAGAAGAAGAAAAUUCAAAUGAAGAAAAUGAUUAUGAUACAUUGGUGAAAACAGCAAAAGAUAUAAGAUCUAAAGGGGCAUUGACAAAAGCCUAUAUAUCUGAGAUACAAUGUGUGAAAGCAAUUAAAAGUCAUAAAAUGUGUGGUUAUAAUGGUUAUAAAUUGUUGUUAAGACAUAAAAAAUCAACUAAAACCUUACUUAUUGCAUCUUUGCGCCAAUUAGCAAGAAUAGAUGUUGACACAUUUCUCAAUUUAUGCAAACUUGGAGGUAUAGUGCCACCAUAUGGUGCAAUAUUGAAAGUUGAGGAUCAAUUUUUAGGAAAAUCUAAUGAAUAA
Messenger RNA from Hansenula ciferrii, 954 nucleotides. RefSeq lists its product as uncharacterized. The record is from RefSeq and is a predicted model, not a curated record. Bases 1 to 954 code for a protein of 317 amino acids. The transcript has a single exon. NCBI's taxonomy places the organism in Eukaryota, Fungi, Ascomycota, Saccharomycetes, Phaffomycetales, Wickerhamomycetaceae.